Molecule: messenger RNA, 1735 nt
Organism: Camelina sativa (false flax)
Lineage: Eukaryota; Viridiplantae; Streptophyta; Magnoliopsida; Brassicales; Brassicaceae
Product: protein PIGMENT DEFECTIVE 338, chloroplastic
Biological process (GO): RNA stabilization
Molecular function (GO): RNA binding
Source: RefSeq, a predicted model, not a curated record
GAAGAUAAGAGAAGAAAAAGAAGAAGAAAAAAAAAAAAUGCAAACGCUUCUCAGUCAGCCAUGUAAGUCUCUUCUUCCUAUACUCACUGCUUCGUCGUCGUCGUCGUCGUCGAUUCGUAGCUCCGGUGGUGAUGUGAGAGAAUGUAUCAAUUUUAAAGCAUCGGAGAAAGCUUGGCAGUUUCGAUUUUCCGAAACCCUAACCCCUUUUCGGUUUCGCAGUUUCGCAAUUUGUCGCGAUUUCGCUGUUCGUGGAGCUUAUGGGAUUAGAUUUUGCUCACGAGACGGUGUUAAAAACGGAGGAAUCGUUGCGGAGGAGGAAGAGGAGGAGGAGCUUGAGCUAUUGAACAAGCCGAGUCCUGUACCGAAAUCAGAGAAUGAGAAGGAAAAUGGUAAAGCUGACGAUGACGAGAUCCUUGAGCCGUUUUUGAAAUUCUUCAAACCGGAAGAAGAAGAAGAAGGAGUCGAAGGAGAUGAGUCGGAAGAAGCAUCCGAGGAGGAGGAGGAGGAGACGGGUAGAGUCAGUGUAGAGUAUUACGAUCCUAAACAAGGUGAUUUUGUGGUUGGUGUUGUGGUUUCGGGUAAUGAGAAUAAGCUUGAUGUGAGUAUAGGUGCGGAUAUGUUGGGAACUAUGUUGACGAAAGAGAUACUUCCUUUGUAUGAUAAAGAGUUGGAUUACUUGUUGUGUGAUUUGAAGUAUGAUGCUGAAGAGUUUUUGGUUAAUGGGAAAAUGGGGAUUGUUAAGGAUGGUGAUGAUGAUGGUGGUGUUGAGAUUGCGGAAUUUGCUAAGCAAGGUAGGCCGGUUGUGGAGAUUGGGACGGUUGUUUUCGCCGAGGUUUUAGGGAGGACGUUGAGUGGUAGGCCUUUGCUUUCUUCUAGACGUUAUUUUCGGAGAAUCGCUUGGCAUCGUGUGAGGCAGAUUAAGCAACUUAAUGAGCCUAUUGAAGUUAAGAUUACAGAGUGGAAUACAGGAGGGCUUCUCACCAGAAUUGAGGGGUUGAGGGCUUUUAUUCCGAAGCAAGAACUGGUGAAGAAAGUGAACAGUUUCACCGAGUUGAAGGAAAACGUGGGUCGUAGACUUUUUGUGCAGAUUACGCGAUUGAACGAAGACAAAAACGACUUGAUACUGAGUGAAAAAGUAGCCUGGGAGAAGCUGUACCUUAAAGAAGGAACACUCUUAGAAGGAACAGUUGCCAAAAUCUUACCAUAUGGAGCUCAAGUCAAACUCGGGGAUAGUAGCAGAAGUGGACUGCUACACAUAUCAAACAUAACUCGCAGAAGAAUUGGAUCGGUAAGCGAUGUGCUUCAGGUAGACGAAAGCGUGAGGGUUCUGGUUGUGAAAUCUCUAUUUCCAGACAAGAUCUCUCUCAGCAUUGCAGAUCUUGAAAGCGAACCGGGUUUGCUUAUCUCAAACAAAGAGAAAGUGUUUACAGAGGCUGAAGAGAUGGCAAAGAAGUAUAGAGAAAAGAUGCCUUCAGUAGCUACAAUCCCGAUUUCUGAUCGACCUCCAAUCACAAGCAGUUUCCCUCAGGGCAAGGAUGAAGAAAUUUAUGCUAACUGGGACUGGUUCAAGUUUGAGAGUCAGUGACAAAAUUCACAAAUCUUUUUACAUGUUGUACAAUGAGUUUUGUAUUUGAAAUUUUGAGACUGUAUUAUUAUGAGUAAAUGUUUCCUCCAAAAGAAGCUUGUUGUUCCUUUAUAGAAAAGAUGUAUCUAUGUAAAGAUCAAAACACACAAA